This is a messenger RNA of Trichomonas vaginalis G3, 342 nucleotides long. RefSeq names its product ankyrin repeat and SOCS box-containing protein 4 family. Lineage: Eukaryota; Parabasalia; Trichomonadida; Trichomonadidae. The record is from RefSeq and is a predicted model, not a curated record. Gene Ontology annotation, molecular function: protein binding. The coding region runs from base 1 to 342 and encodes 113 amino acids. The transcript has a single exon.
AUGUUUACAUUUUUCUUUUUUAGGGGGGAUCAAACUAAGGAUGUUAACAAUUGUUUUAUUUACUCGCCGAUAUUUAAUUUUAAAUCCUUUUGCGAAUAUCUGCUUUCUCUUGGUGCAAAUAUCAAUGAAAAAGAUAAUAAUUGGAAAACCGCUCUUGAUAAUGCAGUAAAAAAUAAUAGCAAUGAAACAGCUGAGCUUCUUAUUUCACAUUGUGCAAAUAUCAAAGAAAAAAAUAGACAAGGAGGAACUGCCCUUCAUAUUGCAGUAAUAAAUAAUAGCAAAGAAACUGCUGAAAUUCUUAUUUCACAUGGUGUAAAUAUCAAUGAAAGAGAUGUUUUGUGA